Molecule: messenger RNA, 4269 nt
Organism: Parathielavia appendiculata
Lineage: Eukaryota; Fungi; Ascomycota; Sordariomycetes; Sordariales; Chaetomiaceae
Exons: 3
Coding region: 434-3793 (1119 amino acids)
Biological process (GO): mRNA 3'-end processing
Cellular component (GO): nucleus
Molecular function (GO): mRNA binding; protein binding
Source: RefSeq, a predicted model, not a curated record
CGUCGAAAGCUGUUGUGAUUCAUUGAACCAACAGCACAAUAGCAUCAGCCGCGACGCUAUGCGAUAGUGAAUACUUGAGCAUCUACAUCCAGCGUGCGUUUGCAAUCACCACAAUAAUCAAUAUUUGCGUUCUUUUUGCCUGUGCCUCCCGAUUUUAUCAGCAUGCGACAGCCAUCCCUUUCUCAUUCUUGACCUAACAGCUUCUACCCACCGCUGCGCACAACAAUCGCCAAAUCGAGCCGUACCAAACCUUGCACUCGCAGUCGCCGGGACCCGACAGUCGCUACCAUCCGGCACAGCUCCGCUACAUCGGCAUCGCUAUCCCAAGUUUUCCUCGACAAUUGUUCUCGGCGACACCUCUCGGCGUUCAUUAAAACCUACCCCAUUGCGACAGAUCUAGUCCUCGCCAGCGCAGAGAGCUGUCGGUCGCGCGAUGGCCGACUACGACCCUGCUCACCCGAGCGGUGGGUGGGAUGAAGAUGGGGAAUAUGAUUUGACUGGUGGCAACAAUCAAGAGCAUAUUCAGCAGCAUAGCACCGAUCAAGUUCAAGCAGAGUAUUCCGUUGAUCCGACCCAGCGUGCUUCAGGUGACCUCCCAUCUCCCGAUGGCGCCACCGGCGAUGUGGGUGCCUACGACCCAGCAUCGGCGCCCGCCGCUGGUGCAGCCCUCCAGCCAGCCGCGGACCAGGUCCCCCACAGGCCUUCGCCCCAGCGCGCCGUCAAGCAGAAGCCGCGGACGGCAGGAGGCUUCCUAGUGGGAGACUCCGACUCCGAGGACGAGGCGCCGGUUGCUGCACCGAGUGGUCCUGCUCCGGGCGCUGCAUCGCAGUCCUCUGCUUCACACUCCUCUCUUCAGCAGCCCAUCACCGCCCGGCAGGCCACAGUCGUCCAUCCCAAUGCCGGCCCUGCUCCUCAAGUGAAUGCUGCUGCUGCUGCUGCUGCUGCGACAUCUUCUGGUCUGCCGGAGAAUGACAACACCGCUGGACCUUCGGCCUUCGGGGUCGCGGCUGGCCCAGUCGCUGUUGACAAGAACUCCCAGCUUGAGGAGCGGGUUCGCAAUGAUCCCCGCGGUGCAAUGGACGCAUGGCUGGCUCUGAUCGCUGAGCACCGGUCCAAGAACGACAUUGAGCAAUCGAGACAAACUUACGAGCGCUUUCUUGCCAUUUUUCCCCAAGCUGCUGAUAUCUGGUCUGAGUACCUCACGAUGGAACUGGACAUGAACAACUUCCCCGAAGCUGAGCUCAUCUUCAGCAAGUCUCUCCUGUCAACCUUGAACGUGAAUCUGUGGACCAAGUACCUGGACUACAUUCGCCGGAGGAACGACCUGAACGACAGCAGCGGCAAUGCUCGCCAAACCGUCUCACGCGCCUACGAGUUCGUUAUCGACAACAUUGGCCUGGACAAGGAUUCCGGCAAGAUCUGGGCCGAGUAUAUCCAGUUCAUCAAGUUCGGCCCCGGCACAGUCGGCGGGAGCCAAUGGCAAGAUCAACAAAAGAUGGACCAGCUGCGCAAGGCCUACCAGCGAGCCAUCUGUGUGCCCAUCGCCAACGUCAACACGCUGUGGAAGGAGUAUGACCAGUUUGAGAUGGGUCUCAACAAGCUGACUGGCCGCAAGUACUUAGCCGAGAAAUCUCCUUCGUACAUGUCAGCGAAAAGCGCGAACACGGCCCUUGAGAACAUCACUCGGGGCUUGCAGCGGACGACUCUUCCCCGCCUGCCCCCUGCUCCUGGCUUCGACGGUGACCAGGAGUACAUGGAGCAAGUUGAGAUCUGGAAGAAGUGGAUCGCAUGGGAGAAGUCGGACCCCUUGGAUCUCAAAGACGACAAGGACCAGCCCGAUCUGUACCAGAAGCGCAUUCUCUAUGUCUAUAACCAAGCCCUAAUGGCUCUGCGGUUCUGGCCCGAGAUGUGGGUUGAUGCUGCUCAAUGGUGCUUCGACAACAACAUCACCGCCAAGGAUGGCGGUCCGGCCGGCCUUGACUUCCUCACCAGAGGCAUUGAAGCGAAUCCGGAGAGCGUGCUUCUUGCGCUGAAGCACGCUGACUACAUCGAAUCCACCUACCCGAUUGAGGAGAACGAUGAGGCCAAAAUUGCCCGUGGCAAGGCCGUGCGCGCCCCCUACAACAAGGUCUUGGACACCCUCUACGAUAUCGUUAAGAGCGUCAAGGACCGUGAGACUGCUGAGAUUGCGCGCAUUGAGGAGGCCGCCAAGGCAGCUGGGGAGAACGCCACCAGCAAGUCUGAUGAGGAUGAUGAGGAGGACGAGGAUGCCAGGUCUUCGGACACGAGUGCAAAGGACAGCAGGUUGAACGACCGACUCCGGGCCGUCAAGCAAGGGUAUGCCGCGCAGACUCAGCUUCUAUCCCGGACUAUCUCGUUUGUCUGGAUCGCACUCAUCCGUGCGAUGCGCCGUAUUCAGGGCAAAGGCAAGCCCAACACGGAGCUUGGCGGCAUGCGGCAGGCGUUCCAGGAUGCUCGUCAUCGUGGUCGUCUAACCAGCGAUGUGUAUGCUGCCGUGGCACAGCUGGAGUGGACCAUCUACAAGGACCCCGCUGGCGGCAAGAUUUUUGACCGUGGUGCCAAACUGUUCCCGGAGGACGAGUAUUUCACCUUAGAGAACAUCAAGUACCUUCAUUCCCGUGAUGACUUCACUAAUGCUCGCGUCCUCUUCGAAACCGUCGUCAACCGUCUGACACAGAAGCCUGAGACUGUGCACAAAGCCAAGCCGCUGUAUGCAUACUUCCACAAGUACGAGUCCCAAUUUGGUGAGCUUGCUCAAAUCACCAAGUUGGAGAAGCGCAUGGCAGAACUCUUCCCCGAGGAUCCCAAGCUUACCAACUUCACCGCCCGGUACUCUACUGAGAAAUUUGACCCCAUCGCCGCUCGGAUUAUCGUGUCACCCACCACCCAACUCAGGCCUAAACUCCUGAUGCCGUCGAUUGAGCAGGGCACCUCCCUGCAGAACUCGCCUCGCCUUCCGCCUUUCGCGACCCGCGCUAGUCCCGCCCCUCAGUUCUUGCCUGCCACCAACUCCCCAAAGCGACCCUUCCCAGCCGAUGACUUCGAUGAGCCGCCGCGCAAAAUCCAACGUAAUGAUUUCGGCGAAUUCCAGCGCGGGGCUUCGCCACUCAAAGGUGCCGCUGGCCGCCGCCUGGACCAGCAGCGCCGGAUGCAGGGUCAGGGCGCAGCUUCAUACGCCGCCGGCCCGGCCCCGAUUGCGCGCGACAUCACAUUCCUCCUCAGCCAGAUCCCCCGGGCUGACCUGUACGACUUCCACCGCUUCAACCCGGCCCAUCUGACCAACCUGCUGCGCGAUACCCCAGUCCCCGAGUACUCGACGUGGAAAAACACUCGCCAGUCUUCAGACCAUCCCGGCGGUCAGCACGGUGGUUAUCAGAACCGCGAUUCGCCCGCUCCCGUCGGCAGGCCGCUCAGCCCCUACGUCGGUGACGCAGCUCGCAGUCGCCUCCCCCCCGCGCCGUCGGCUGCUGCCCCGUACAGGCAGAGCUCCAUCCGGCCCGGAUCUAGCGGAUCCUACGAGCCCCCUCCGGCCGUCUACAACACCCAGGGCCUGGUCCAUCCUCCUCCCCAGGCAGGCUAUCCUCAUCCCUCGCCGCACAUGCAGUACGAUGGUGGUGCCGCCGCUGCCCCGCCGGCCGCCUGGCCGCCUUAUCCGCCCCCGCCUGUCGCCCAGCAGGGCUAUGGUGGUCCGCCCCCGCCCCCGCAUCACUUGUAUGCUCAGGCGCCGCCGCCGCCCCCCCAGCAGGGAGGCUAUCCCCGGUAUCCUUACUAGUAGUGGUGGUGAAGGAGCACGGGCUACUUUUGGGGUGAUUUUUGAUCGGUCUCCGGGGUGGAGAUGCUUGGUUGGCAGGCGAUAGGCAUGGAUGAGCGGGGAGGAUACUGAGCCUCCUUACCCUGUCUAACUUGAUGGACUUGUUUGUUUUUGUACAUAGUAUAAAGGAGGUUGGGUGCAUUUGUUGCUGGGGUCUUUUCUCGGGUGGCUCGUUGUGCGUAUGGCGUUUGGGAAAGAGGGUCUGCCAUUUACCUCGUAAGUUCGCGUCCACAGCAAAGAGAAGGUGAGGGCAUACCUUUGGCCUGGCGUGGCAGUGUUUGCUAUGACCUAGCUGGCUGUCACCCUGCCCUUUGGUGGUGGAUGACGCGUAUGCUGGCAGGGAGACAGGCAGUCUAUAGGCAGAUGCGGAAAAUGAUUGAUCUGGUAUGAGACAAGAAGAUCUCUGUCUGUCCUGGAGAAUGUGAUGCUGUAACGGG